AUGGAAAAAAACCUUGCACUUGAGCUUCAACUGAGAAGAUUGUUCAUAGAGCAGAGAAUUAACAAUAGAGGUAGCAAAACUUCGAACAUUGUAGAGAAGGUCAACGGAUGGCGAAGUCAGCGAGGAGGAUCGUGUCUAAGCUACGGCCACUCCUGUUGGGGCGCCCAUGGAAAACGAUCAGGCAAGCCUCCUGGAUUAGCCCCCGACUGGUAUCUCAGCAGGCUUCUUCGACGCAUGGCGGCUAGCGCUGAACUGAAUCGCAUGAAACAACUGUCUGCCAAGAACGACGACAUCAACGCCAUCUAUCAGCUGGAUAUACCAGAUGACUCAUCCACAGACAACAAACUUAUUGUGGACAACGAUGAAGGCCCAAUAGAAUUACCCCAGAGCGGAAAUCUGGAAGCCAAACCUAUGCUGGAUGAAAACCUUCUAACGAAGAUGAAGCUUUGGCAAAUUAUGAGAGCAUCGCCUGAAGAGAAUUAA
Messenger RNA from Arctia plantaginis, 483 nucleotides. Lineage: Eukaryota; Metazoa; Arthropoda; Insecta; Lepidoptera; Erebidae. The record is from the annotation of a GenBank genome assembly.